Portunus trituberculatus (swimming crab) is the source of this 4701-nucleotide messenger RNA. RefSeq names its product zinc finger protein 585A-like. The record is from RefSeq and is a predicted model, not a curated record. Bases 582 to 3575 code for a protein of 997 amino acids. The transcript has 4 exons. NCBI's taxonomy places the organism in Eukaryota, Metazoa, Arthropoda, Malacostraca, Decapoda, Portunidae.
AAAUUAUCUAUAUUUACAGUUUUACAUUUCUUAUCAUCCUAUAACCAAUGCAAAAUGUUAUAUUCAUAAUAAGUUCAGUGGCUGCAAUAACUAGGUACAAUAACAAUCUGCAUAGAAAAAUAUACACUGAGAUUUCUAAAGAUUUAACUUCUCCAAUCAUAGAAAACUGAUGAACUUUGAGGGGGGUUCAAACCCUCAGCUCGGAUUAUUUGCUUCGCUCCUGUGGCUUGUUUGGCGGGGAGGCACUGAAGCUUUGUUUACUCCCAAUGUAUUAGCCACCUCGUGUUAUUACGGACCAGGGAAGCUAUCUGCCCGGUGAUUGGAGAUAAUAUAGAGGCAGGAUACUGGUAGGCCUUGGUGAACAUCUUGCCUUGGUUGGUGAAGUGUCAGACUAGUGUUUCUGUAAGGAUGCGACAGAACUUUGAUUCCCCUGUAAAAGCCUUUUGUGCUUAUUUUAUUCUGCAUUCAGUUAUUCCUGUUGGUUUGAAAAAUACAUCUUUGUCCAUUGCUGUACCAGGAAGAUGCUGGAACACACAAUACUUCUGUUGUGGACAUUAAGCAAAAGUUUGGCUUAAGACUGAAUGAUGCCAACUUCUGAGACAGAAAAUGAGAAAUCACUUUCCAGCAUCAUGGAAGAACAUCAGCUUACGAAUGGAAGCAGUGGAGUGGCACUGUGUGAAGACAUGUUUGAUGAAGAUGAUACACCCUUGAUUAUUGAUGAAAGCUGCUUGCCACAGGAGAACAAUCAUGAAAAGUUAACAGGCAAUGAAACACCAAAAUUAAAAGCAAAAAAGAAUGUGCAAGAAAUGACAGUCUUGUAUCCUUGUCUGGAGUGUGGGAAGAAGUUUAGACGGAAAGCUAAGCUUCAGGCUCACCUCCUCACCCACAAGUCCAAAGAGGAGAUGGAAUGUGAGAAUUGUGGAAAGAAGUUUCGCAAAGUUGAGUUAUUAUUUGAUCACGUGUGCAGUGGUAUUGGCAACAGCUAUAAGUGUUCGGACUGUGAUGAAUGUUUCAGACUCAAGAGAGAUCUUACAGUUCAUCAGCAAAAACACAAGAAAGUAUCCACUUGUGAUGAAGCAUUGGAUGACAAGGGCUCACCUGAAGAUUUGGAUUUUUCCUCCUUUGUUGCUUCCUUUGUAAAAUGGCCCAUCUCAUGUACUCACUGUGGAGAUGAGUUAGCCAAUCUUGAAAACUAUAAUGUUCAUAUGGCUGCUCACAAGGAGGGGCAGCCUUGUGUCUGUGCAGUGUGUAAGAUGAAGUUUUUGUGCAGAGACGACUAUUUACUUCAUAAAGACCUUUGUCAUAUAGAAGGAAUUUUUGAGUGUACACGUUGCAGUAAGAGAUUUCAUACUGAAAAGAAGCUUGGUGAGCAUUUGGAAACACACUGUGGGGAGGGAACAUGUUGUGAUGCUUGUGGACUAAAUUUCAUGAGUAAAGAUAAGCUAGUGUCUCACAUGAAAGUUCAUAAAGUGAAUGUAUUUGUGUGUGGAAAGUGUAAAAUAAUAUUCAAAUGUAACAGUUCUUUUAAGAAUCAUACAUGCAGUAUCCAAGACAGCAGUGAGAAGAAGUUGUAUACAUUUGGAGAGUCUCUAAAGAAAAAAGUAAAUGAACAUUGUCUGAUUUCAGCAUCAGCCAUUGAUGAAAGUGAUAGUGAGGAUGCUGAUCUCUGCCAGGUGAUUAAUGAAUCUCACAUUUGUAAGGUGUGUGGGGAUUCGUUUAAGCAGAAAGAUGAUCUUAAAUUACACCUUACAAAUCAUUUUCAAUGUAUAGAGUGUAAAAAGUAUUUUAAGAACCAAACUGAUUUGGACAUGCAUGCAUUUUUGCUUGCAGAAGAAAAGGUUUAUUCAUGUUGUCUGUGUGAGGCUAUUGUGCAUGGUAAGAAAGAGCUUGAGUAUCAUCUGUCUCAGCAUUUAGGAUCAGAUGAUGUGCCAGUGGAUGAUUUAGAAUGGGAUGAUAACACUGAGGGUGUUCAGAAUGUUAUUCCUAGUUUAGAUUCUACAGAAUCCUCACAGCCCACCUUGUUGGAAAAUUCUGUUGGAAAUGUUAAGAUCCACAAAGUUGUACCAGCUGGCAAUAAUGCGUUGAAGUGUUCAAGCUGUGGAAAAUUUGUCCUUUUGAACCAUAGCUUCUCAUCACAUAUGGAAGCAAAUGCACCAGUAACUGAUUCAGAUGAAGAGUUUAUUUAUAUCUCCAGAUUGGGAAGUCCACAAAAUAAAAACAAGCAGAAAGAGGAAACUUACUGUACAUGUCACUAUAAAUUAAAUGUUAGCCUAAGUGAACAGAAUCCAAGUAAAUCUCUCAGUGAAUAUGAAUGCCAAGAGGUUCAGAAGCUGAUAAGUGCAUCUCAAAUAUCAACCCAUUUAUUUCUACCUAAAUCAACUCAUGAGUCUGUUGACUCUAAAUCAGAAUCAUUCCUUAGUGAGGUUACAGAAGACAACUCUUUGGUGCAGAUGGAUGUAAGUAAUGAUAGAAGAGGAAAUUCUGAUGAACCUGAUGACUUUGAUGAAAUGUUAAAGCCUGAGACAGAGGCAAACUGUAAGGCAUCAUUAAAUUCCAAUCAAUUGCUAAAUGGAGAUUCAACGAAGAGUUCUGCCUCAAUUAUCUCAGACAAUGUAGUAAAAAUAGAUGGUAAGAAUAGAUGUGAGAACCCAAAAGUGUCUUCACAAGAUUCAGAAGUAUCAUCUAUUAAAAGAACUGGUAUUAAGGUAAUUAAAGUUGAUAAAAAUGUUGAAACUUUACCUCAGAAAACAAAUAUGAAGGAAAUUGUAUCGAAUAGUAACAUAGGAAGUGAAAAUAUACCAAUUGGGAAACCUGUUAGAAUUUUAGUCUCAACAGGAUUAUUUGGAGCUUCUGGCCUCAAUGUUACAUCACUUCCUGUAGUAAAUAACAGUGAGCUAAAGAAAUCUGCAUCUUCACCAAAAAAUUCUGUUACAAAGAGAUCACAACCUGAAAUGAGUCUUGUUAACCAAGAGGAAUUAAUUUUGCACUCUCUUACGGGAGAUGAUAUUAGUAGAAGUUUCCCGGAGACUCCUGUAUCCAUGCCAAAGAAAAUCAAGCAAGAAAAAUCCAUUAAAAAGGUACUACCUUCAAAGCAUAAAGAUAAGACAGAAUUCAUUGCUUCCCAGUCCAAGGAUGAUUCAUUGAAGCUUUCAAUCAGCAAAAAAUUAAUUACUAGCUCUAGGCCUCAGAAAGUUAAAGCUGAUAAAAGAAAAAAUGUAAACAAGCAAGUAUUGAAUUCUUCCAGUGUUACUGAAAUGAAGGAUCCCAAUAAAGUAGAUCCAAUGCUGAGACCUAGAGGUAAAAGAGCAAGACCAUCAAAGAGAAGGCCUCCAUUUAGGAAAAGUGAACAAAGAAUAAGUAAAACAAGGCCAGAUGUUUCCACGUCAAAUACUAAUGGUAGUGAGCCUUGUCAUGUUCCUGAGAGCAACAUGAUUUUCAAAGUGGAACAGCUUGCUUAUGAAUCAGAUGAUGAUGAAGAGGAGGAGGAGUCUCUUGAUUUUAGUGGAAUUAAGAAGGAAUUCCUUGCCUCAGAUGUUUUCAUUAAGGAGGAGGAAUGGGAUAUUGUUGACUUUUGAGUAAGGUUUAUAUGAUGACGAAUUUACCUUUGUAGUAUCUGUUAUUAUAUUAAAUUAAUGAUGGGCAUAAUUUUAAUGCAUUAUUAUAUUUCAGUUAAGUUGCAUAUGUGCAAUUUGUGUACCAGUUUUUCUGGUUUGUUAACAAUGGAUAUAGUGACUGAAUUUUUCACAAUUUUGUAUAGUUUAGUUAUUCCUCUGGAGUUCAUCAUGUUUAUAGCAAGAUAAUUUCUAAGGUUUACCAUGACUUGACUUUUAUAAAUUUUGUUUAUUAGUAUUUUAUUUUAUGCUAUUAAUAAUUUAUUUCUGUGAAGCUUUUUAAAACUAAUUUUAUGAUGAUUUCCUGAUAUUCUCUUUGCUUCAGCAAUUUGGAUUUCAGUGUGUAAAUGAUUAUUGUUAUUUACAAAUGUUGGAUUUUACACUUUUAUUUAGUCUAUCAUGUUGAAUCUUUUCAAAACCUGUAACUUACGAGUUAGGCUUGAUAUUUUUAGGCAUGCAGUUUUAUUUAUGUAGAAGUGAAUGUAUUCUGUACAUAACUUGUGUUUUUGUUUUGUGAUACAGGAAGCAGCUUUAUAUUCCUUCAUUGUAUGACUUCAAAAGAAAUAUGGGCAAAGAAGUGGAGUAUUUGUACAUAUAUAGAUGGUAAUUGUCCUGUAAACAGUGCAAAUUUAUAGAACUAUUUUGUGAUUACAAAAUCAAUUUGAUAAUGAAAUUUUUUUUAGUACCUGAAAGUACAUAGCUAUAUUUAGUUUUUUGGACAGAUUAACAAAGAUUAAGAUUGUAUCAUUACCUUACCAUAAUAUUUCUAGUGUCAGAGUUGCAUUUUCCUUCAUUUUAAGCAGCAAACUAUACAUCUGCUGUCACCAUUACAAUUUAUUGGAUUUUAUGGAUGGAUACUUUUAUUCAAUAUCUUGAAGUAUUUACUAAAAGCUUCUUUUUCUGAUUCCAUAUAUUGUCAAUCAGAAUUCCUUCUUGCUUUUUUUUUCUUUCCCUUCAAAUGCCAAACUCCAUUAGAACAUACCAAUCCAGAAAGUUGUCUCAGGUCAGUUGUGUGGAUCACUAAAUAUAGUAUAUUAUGUACAGCAUUAUGUUCUCUGUUUUAAUAAAAUACUGUGCAUAGUUAAGUAAA